AUGUCACCUUCGCUGCUUUACAACGAUACCUUCGACGAGGAUGUUCCAAUCCUCAUUAUUGGCGGUGGCCCAUCGGGUUUACUAUUAGCAUUCAUGCUUGAGAAAUUUGGCAUCCGAUCAUUAAUUGCCGAAAGAUAUGCCACCAGGUUAGCUGCUCCCAAGGCACACGCCUUGAGCCCUCGAUCACUCGAGAUGUGUCGCCAAUUCGGGCUGGACGUGAACGAGAUUCGCAUGACCGGUACCUCUCGCAAAGACGCCUAUUGGGUCAACUUCAUCACAAGCUUAGCUGGCGAGUCGGUUGGCAAAUUGCCCUAUGAGCGCAUGGACGCUGAAGUGCUUAACAGCACUCCUACUAUGAUUCACAAUAUCCCACAGCCUGCUUUUGAAGAGAUGAUUGCCAGUAGGCUAUCGCAGAGUAACCUGGUCGAGAUCCGCAAGAACCACACUUUUAUCAGCUUAGAGCAGUUUGAUGGCUAUGUUAUCACAACAAUCAAGGACCGUGAUUCGAACGAAACAUACAGGGUCCGCUCGAAGCAUGUAGUUGCUUGUGACGGCGCAAAGAGUGCUGUGCGCAACUUUCUGGGCAUUGAAAGCGAGGGCGAGGAUUCUUAUGAAACGAUGAUGACUAUCCAUUUCAACGCGGAUCUUCGUCCCAUUGUAAAGGAGCAGGUCGGUAUGCUUCACUGGGCUAUGGAUCCCUUGGUAUCUGGAUUUAUCAUUGCCUAUGAUCUAUCCGGAAACCAAGUUCUGAUUUGCAAUUUCGACUCCAAGAAAUACCCCGUCGAUUCUUGGAAUGAAGAGCACUGCCGCAAGGUCGUCGACGCUGCCAUCGGUGCGAAAACCAAGUAUGACGUUCUCAGUUUCCGUCCAUGGAUACUGAGCCGAAAGGUUGCCAAGUCUUACCGUGAUGGACGGGUCUUCCUUGCUGGUGAUGCCGCUCACUCCUUCCCUCCCACAGGCGGCCUAGGUCUAAACUCCGGCCUCGGCGACGUCCACAACCUAGCUUACAAGCUGGCAGCCGUACAUCGUGGCUCCGCCACCGAGGCACUUCUGGAUACAUACGAAGCCGAGCGUCGUCAGGUUGCCUUGGUAAAUUCGCAACAAAGCGUGAAAAACGGAAAGAAAAUUUUCCGUUUGCUCAAGACACUCGGUACUACCGAUCCCGAUGUCGACAUUGCUCGUCAGAAUUUAUAUCAGAAGAUUCACGAUGAAAAGGCUAUAGUCAAUAUCAACAAAGGAAUUGAGGACCAGCGUGAGCAUUUCGAUAAUCUCGGCCUGCACAUCGGCUACGUGUAUGGUGAUAAUCGGAUCCCUGAGAACGCAUCCGUAUAUGAGCCCGUCUGCGUGCCUGGAGCUCGGUUGCCCCAUGCUUGGAUUAAACUCUCUGAUCCGGAGAAGUUGCAGCUUCCCGCAAUUGACUCAUCGUAUUUUGGUGCUAGCCCACAGAAAGUGGCGGAAAUGACCUACUCUACGCUGGACCUGUGUCGGUUUGACAGCUUCACUAUCCUGGUCGACGAGAGCUUCUUCUCGGAGUUCAAGCCCGCUAUUCAAAAGGCGUUGCAGCAAGUGGCUGACAUCACGGCUUCGAGCUUAUCACUGCAAGUGGUUGUCAUGGGUUUGGAUUUCGUGCUACAGCAUGGUCAGGAAAAAUGGGAUGAUGUGGUCCCUGUGAAGCAGGGCAAGGCCGUGCUAGUACGUCCAGACCAACACAUUCUCGCUGUCUUGGAUCGGAAAGAUAGCGCAGCGUUUAUUGUGGAGGCUUUGAAGAGCCACUUGGCAUGGUCAACGAGCAAUAGAGUGGCUGCCCUAUGA
Molecule: messenger RNA, 1812 nt
Organism: Penicillium subrubescens
Lineage: Eukaryota; Fungi; Ascomycota; Eurotiomycetes; Eurotiales; Aspergillaceae
Product: FAD binding domain-containing protein
Exons: 7
Coding region: 1-1812 (603 amino acids)
Molecular function (GO): FAD binding
Source: RefSeq, a predicted model, not a curated record